This is a messenger RNA of Brassica napus (rape), 1423 nucleotides long. RefSeq names its product dehydration-responsive element-binding protein 2G-like. Lineage: Eukaryota; Viridiplantae; Streptophyta; Magnoliopsida; Brassicales; Brassicaceae. Gene Ontology annotation, molecular function: transcription cis-regulatory region binding; DNA-binding transcription factor activity. The record is from RefSeq and is a predicted model, not a curated record. The coding region runs from base 79 to 957 and encodes 292 amino acids. Gene Ontology annotation, cellular component: nucleus. The transcript has a single exon. Gene Ontology annotation, biological process: positive regulation of DNA-templated transcription; response to stress.
AUUUAUACGUACGUACUCGUUACAAAUUUAGUUAGUCUAGAUCGAAACUGAAAAUAUCCAACUCUCAAAGAACACACCAUGGAAGAAGAGCAACCUCCGGCAAAGAAACGAAACAUGGGAAGAUCUCGAAAAGGUUGUAUGAAAGGUAAAGGCGGUCCUGAGAACGCCACAUGCACUUUCCGUGGAGUUAGGCAACGGACUUGGGGUAAAUGGGUCGCUGAGAUCCGUGAGCCUAACCGUGGCACCCGCCUCUGGCUCGGCACUUUCAAUACCUCAGUCCAAGCCGCCAUGGCUUACGAUGAAGCCGCUAUGAAGCUGUACGGACCCGAGGCUAGACUCAACUUGUUACAACCACAACAAAAACAAAAACAAGAAGUAAAGAGGAACUUGUCCUUUUCUGACCACGGGUCAGGUUCUUGGUCUUAUAAGCUCGAUACGAUUCGUGGGCUGGACCUUGGUCUCGGCCCGUCUAAUGGUUCACGCGGUUCGUGGUCGGGGAGUUUUAGCAUUCCACGAGAAGAUGAUCAUCAUAAUGUUUCUUGGUUGUUACCUAAACGAAGUAGUUCACAAGAUCAAGAAAGCGUUAAUGAUGCGAGUGGCUUAGCGUUUUCGAAUAAGAUGCAACCGAGAAACUUGAUGAUGACUCCGAAGAAUGGAUCAUCGAAUGGAGUUUGGUCUAGGUUUCUUGUGGGACAAGAAAAGAAGACAGAAUAUGACGUGUCAUCAUCGUGUGGCUCGUCAGACAAUAAGGAGAGUAUAUUGGUUCCUAGUGGCAGUGGCGGAGAAGGGAUGAGUAGGCCGGAAGUGGAGGUGGAGGUGGGAACAGGGUAUUUGGAGAUGGACGAUCUUUUGGAGAUUGAUGAUUUGGGUUUGUUGAUUGGCAAAGAUGGAGAUUUCAAGAAUUGGUGUUGUGAUGAGUUUCAACAUCCAUGGAACUGGUUCUCUGAGAGGUUUUAGUUUUUCGAUGUUAUUAUUUAUUAAAUAUCUUUUAAGAUCAAUAUUUAGGAUUGUUAAUUUGUUAUAUAUAUACGUCAAGCGUCGUGGGUUCUUUCUCUGCUUGCAUGUACUCGUGUAUAAAUAUGUUUGAUUGCGUGUUUGAAAUUAUACUAAGGAUAUGUGAAAGGAACUCUCUUUUUUUAUUAUUUCACUAGACAACAUCCUCAAAAAAGAAAAAGAAACACAAGUUAAAUAUCCUUUUCAAAAAAAAAACACAAGUUAAAUACUUCAGUUGUGAGAUCUUGCCUAAUAUAUUCACAGCCAGUUUCUUCUACCAUCACCAAAGGCCAUCUUCAGAGGUUGCUGUUGCUCAUUCUCAUUCUCUUAAUCCUCUGACUAACCCUCUGCCUCAGGCAUCAUCAUCCAUGGAUUGAUUUAAUAAAUAUUAUCAGGGGCGAAUCCAGACUAGUUUUAAUGAGUGCACUAU